Molecule: messenger RNA, 1266 nt
Organism: Akanthomyces muscarius
Lineage: Eukaryota; Fungi; Ascomycota; Sordariomycetes; Hypocreales; Cordycipitaceae
Exons: 3
Coding region: 1-1266 (421 amino acids)
Biological process (GO): proteasome-mediated ubiquitin-dependent protein catabolic process
Cellular component (GO): cytoplasm; nucleus; GID complex
Molecular function (GO): ubiquitin protein ligase activity; protein binding
Source: RefSeq, a predicted model, not a curated record
AUGGCUGAACACGAGCAAUCCACGCUCAGGCAUGGCGAGCACCUCCUCCUCGACCAGCCACUUCUCCGCCUCCCCAACGAGCUCCUCCGAAAAAACUUCCGCUCCGCCCACUUCACCAUCGAAAAGGACACGACGGCGCUCAAGACGCUGCUCAAGGACGCCGCGACGGGCGCCGCCUCGGGCCGCGCCACGCAGCAGGAUGCGCUGCGCAACCUCGACGCCAUGCUCGCGCGCAUGCGCGGCGUCCGGCGCAAGCUGACGGCGCACGCGCACGAGGAGGAGCGCCUGCACACCCAGGCCGCCGCCCGUAUCAUCCACCUCGACCAGCUCUACGCCAUGCACUCGGCCGAGGACGUCAAGUACGAGGCCUGGAGCCGCCGCCGCCUCGACCGCCUGCUCGCCGACUACCUCCUCCGCCACGGCUACAAUGAGAGCGCCGAGCAGCUCGCCCGGGAGCGCGGCAUGGAGGCCCUCGUCGACGUCGAGACGUUCAAGAGCAUGAGCCGCAUCCGCGAGGCCCUCCUCGGCGGCAGCAUCACCGAGGCGCUGGCCUGGUGCACCGAGAACAAGAAGGAGCUCAGAAAGAUGGAGAGCAAGCUCGAGUUCCUCCUCCGCUUCCAGCAGUACGUUGAGCUCAUCCGCACCCAGUCCCAGCCCAAGCUCCUCGAGGCCAUCGCCCACGCCAAGAAGCACCUCAUCCCCUACUGGCACACCUACCCGACCGAGGUCAAGCAGGCCGGCGGCCUGCUCGCCUUCCCGCCCGGCCGUGCCCGCGGCGGCAGCAGCGGCGCCUACGCCCACCUGUACGCGCCGCAGCGCUGGACCGAGCUCGCCGACGUCUUCACCACGGCGCACAACAGCCUGCUCGGCCUGCCGUCGGCGCCCCUGCUGCACCUCGCCCUCUCGUCGGGCCUCUCGGCGCUCAAGACGCCCGCCUGCCACCACUCGUCCUCGUCCCCGACCACCGCCGCCGGACGCAAGAAGACGAAGCAGCCGCCGCCGCCACGUCCGUCCACCAUCGGCCACGGCGUCUGCCCCAUCUGCUCCAUCGAGCUCAACGACCUCGCCCGCAACGUGCCCUACGCGCACCACACAAAGAGCCACGUCGAGCACGACCUCGUCCUGCUCCCCAACGGACGCGUCUACGGCCGCCAGCGCCUCGAGGACCAGUCAAAAAAGGCCGGUCUGCCGCCCGCGCUGGUCAAAGACAUCGUCACUAACGAGGUGUAUGCCGCCGAAUCUCUGAAGAGGGUCUACAUUACCUAG